Salmo salar (Atlantic salmon) is the source of this 6241-nucleotide messenger RNA. Its product is annotated as ubiquitin-associated and SH3 domain-containing protein B-like. The record is from RefSeq and is a predicted model, not a curated record. Gene Ontology annotation, molecular function: protein binding. NCBI's taxonomy places the organism in Eukaryota, Metazoa, Chordata, Actinopteri, Salmoniformes, Salmonidae.
ACAGAGUACAGGCGAAGAUUCAUGAUAGAUCCUGUGCACUCUGCACGUAACUCUGCUUUUUAUACACAAAACGCAGCAGCAGACAUCAUUUGAGUUUCUGGGGGCGGGGAGGAGGGAGCGCUAGCGACCACAUUGCUACAAUAAUAAUCGGUUGUAGUCUAUUAGUUAUCUUUCUCCACCGCUCGCUACAGUACCGUAGACUGGAUCUGAAAACCAAUGGAAUCCUGAAUCAUGGCUGCAAAAGAUGAUCUCUACAGCAAAAUCAUCCCGCGAAGACUCCGGCCGAAAGUACCUGGUACUGUGAAAUAUGGAUCGAAUUUGGACGUCCUCUUAUCGAUGGGUUUCCCCAAAACCAGGGCAUUGAAGGCACUUGUAUCAACAGGAGGCAGGAGUGUACAGACAGCAUGUGACUGGCUGUUCUCCCAUGUGGAUGACCCCUUCCUGGAUGACCCAUUGCCCAGAGAGUACGUCCUGUACCUGCGCCCUAGCGGACCCCUGCAGAAUCAGCUCCAUCACUUCUGGCAGCAGUCCCGCGUCACCUGCGGAAAGAACAAGGCCCACAACAUCUUCCCCCACAUCACACUCUGCCAGUUCUUCAUGUGUGCAGACAACAAGGUGGACGCCCUGUUGGAGGCCCUGCAGGCCACGGUGGGCCAAUGGAGGGGUCGUUUCCCUAGCCCCCUGCCCCUGGAGCUCUACACCUCCUUCAACUUCAUAGGCCUCUUUGUUGAGGAGCAGAUCGCAGAGGUCCUCAAGCAGUUUGCUGCUGACUUUGCUUCCGAGGCUGCCAGAAAAGCUGAUGUCCAUUUAGAGCCCCAUAAGAAGCAGCUCCAUGUGACGUUAGCCUACCACUUCCCCACCAGUCACCUGACCUCCCUGGAAAAGCUGGCUAAGGGAAUCGAGGUGAAGCUAGGCUGUGAUUGGCUGGCUGUUCUUUUUUCCCGGGACAUACGGUUUGCCAAUCAUGAGACGCUGCGCGUGAUGUAUCCCUACGCCCCUCAGAAUGAGGACGAGCUGGAGCUGGUUCCGGGCGACUUUGUCUUCAUGUCUCCCUUGGAGCAGAACAACACUAGCGAGGGCUGGGUCUACGGGUCCUCCCUGGCCACGGGGCUGUCCGGCCUAUUGCCUGAGAACUACGUCAGCCGGGCAGACGAGUGUGACACCUGGGUCUUUCACGGAUCACACUCCUUCUUCAGUUGCUCCGCCCCAUUGGACAAAGUGAGCAGGGAAAGGGGCCUAUUCGAUGGGCUGCUGGACAGCCGUCUCCUCGACAACACAAGCGCUGGAGACACACCCACCUUGAGCCUCAUCUGUCAUCCCAUGCAGGUGCUUCGGGUCAGCAGCAAUCACUCUCAGCUGCCCAAGCGGACCCUGUUUGUCUGCCGGCACGGUGAGCGGAUGGAUGUGGUGUUUGGGAAACACUGGCUUUCACUGUGCUCUGAUUCCAAAGGUAGAUAUGUGCGCACUAACCUGAACAUGCCAGUCAGCCUGCCCAUGUGGAGUGGAGGACACAGAGAUUACAACAUGGACACCCCCAUCACUGUGUUUGGUUCCACACAAGCACGAAUAGUGGGCGAGGCGUUAUUGGAGAGCAACACAGUGAUAGACUUUGUGUACUGUUCACCCUCUCUGCGCUGUGUCCAGACUGCUCAGAACAUCCUCAAAGGUCUGCAGCAGGAUGGCAAGCUGAAGAUCAGAGUGGAGCCAGGGCUAUUCGAGUGGACCAAGUGGGUCUCUGGGAGCUCUCUUCCUACCUGGAUCCCUCCCACAGACCUGGCUGCAUCCCACUUCACUGUUGACACAACAUACAGACCUCUCAUACCGAUAAGCAAACUUAGCGUGUCGGAGUCCUAUGACACGUACAUGAGCCGGAGCUACCAAGUGACCAAAGACAUUCUGUCUGACUGCAAAAACAUGGGAAACAACAUACUGAUUGUUGCCCACGCUUCCUCUCUGGAGGCCUGCACGCGACAGCUCCAGGGCCGUAGCCCCCAGACCUCCAAGGACUUCAUCCAAGUAGUCAGGAAGAUCCCCUACCUGGGUUUCUGUUCCUGUGAGGAGCAGGGCGACACAGGGGUCUGGCAGCUGGUGGACCCGCCCAUCCUGCCCCUCACACAUGGACCCAACCACAGCUUCAACUGGAAGGAGACCCUCCUUCAGGAAUAACAUCCGCUUCCAUGGAGAGCAGACUUGCUCAGCCCCAUCCUGAGGCUUUAGUUUCUGCUCAAAUAACAGUGAGAGACCCCACCAGAGUCAAUGGGUGGUUGGACCUGGAUGUACUGUACUGUACAUAUUGUCAUUUGACAGUAUUGUUGACAUUUCUAAUUUGACAGUAUUGUUGUUAGUGAGAACAGAGAGAGAGGAGAGUGAAAUUGGAGAGGGCAGGGCUACCGUAAGUCUCAGGGUCUGGUUGAUUGUGGAGGCUAUCACUCAGCAGGCUACAGCAAGCACAUGGACCAUUACAUAUGACACCGCUGCGAGUCAACAGCGUACCAGAAGGGAGUCACAAGGUUGAGAACAUUGACCUAAAAAAUUAGCAGAAUUGUUUGUGUUUUGAAAAGCAAUUGCAUUCCUUGUCCCGCUUGCAGAUUAACUGUUGACGAGGGCAAACGUUAUCCUCAAAAGCCCUUGACUGUAGCCGCAAGUCAUGUCACAGAUGUUUCCCAGCGUGGAAUUUGUGUUUCUGUGUGUAUAAAGUUGAUCUCGUUGGGGGAAAAAAACUGCUAAACUUAAUCCAUGCUCUCUUGAAUACUGUAUGUACAACCACUUAUUCAUCCAUUUAAACGGAUUGCAGUGUGGUCAGUAUGAUGUCUUUUAUGACUUUAUGGUCACGUUGCAUGCUGGUUGUAUGAAAACGUUUUGUUAACGUAAGUAACCAGAAAAAUACGUCUUCGCCUGGUUGUAAUGUGUUAUGUGACAAGAUAACAACCAACAUAUGACAUAUUUACUAUGACAUCUUGAGCUCGUCAUAAAAAAUACAUAUUUAUGUGGUCGUAACCGAGACUAGUUGGAAAUCUGGUUUUAUGACUUCUUCACAACCAGAAAACUGGUUUACAACCAGUUUACAACCAGAAAAUGACGUCAUUAAGACAGCAUGUGCCAAAUGUUUUUCACUGGGUGGUUUGUCACCCGGUUUGUUUGAAACAGUCUCGAUGACACAAAGUGCACUAUUGACAAUCACAGGUGAGCCUUGGUGAGGCUGGUCGAAUAACCAGUAGUUAGGAACUUGUAUGUGUUUGUUUUACCUAAUGUAAGGUCUUAUGGCAGAAUAGUUGUUGACCACUGCACUAGAAAACAUCUUUCAGUCUUCCAGUUGUGAAAUAUCAUAUACAAAAGACCUGUCCUAUGGUAGGGAAAUACAUGUUUUUCUCAGGUGUAGAUUUCAUUAUGACCUUAUACAGUAUGUGCAUUUCAUUGGGCCAUGAAAAUUGUUGUGAGUGCCUCUUAAGAUUGAACCUGAUUUCUCUUGAUGUCUCAGUGAUGUCAGAGAGAUGUUCUCUGCUCAUUGAGUCAGCUUUUGUUUAGCCUCAUCUAAAUCUAUCUGAUCUAAUCUUUCUGCAAAUAAUGAUUAUUAAGGAGGCUCUUAAACAAUGCUCUGAUGCUGUUCUUCCAUUGAUACAUGCAAGUACAAUACUUACACGUACAAUUACAAAUUUGUGAAAAGGCGUCAGUCAGGAACAAAGCAAGCCUACAUCAGAGGUUAGCCACAUGCACAGUUGAGGAAACCCUGGAAACCUAAAAACUGAGGAGGAAGCCAUCUGUGUCAAUUUGUGUUAAUUUAUUUUCUCCAAUAUUAUAUUUCCAAAUGUAUAUAAUUUAAGAAAUAGAUUUUUCACAAAAAUGCUAUAGUUUAGAGGACUAGUGGGCUAAGAUGAGCAAAGAUUGAAAUGAAAACAAACUGAUUGAAGGAGGAGAUGAUACAGUAUUCCCUGUAUAUUCAGAUAUGAGCAUCUCUGAGGUGGGUUCUGAAUCCCCCCCCCCCCAUAUGAUACUGACAGUAUCACUGUUUCAGAUAUGUAGAAGUUACAUACCAAAUAAAAAAAAGUCAGGUCAUUUUGUUGUGUAUUGUUAUCUUUUUUGGGGGGGAUAGAGAAUUCCUUCAACAGUUUGUUCAAUACGUAGUAUUAUGGUUUAACCACUAGGUGUAAGUGUAAGACCUUUGGAGUUGACUACAUACAGUAUCUUAGGUGGAAAAUGAGCUUGAAGCAGAGGCGUCAUGCCCAUAUGGGGCACAAGGGCAUGUACCCCCUCAGAUUUGUCUUUUUUGUUUCAGAUGUUAAAUUAACUACUAAACUUAAUUUUUAAGUCCACGUUUUAUCAUCAUUAUUUAUAAAAAUGAUCUGUCAGCUGUAUUUUGUGGAGGGGGUACACUUACUGGACCAGGUAAAGAGUACCCCCACCCACAUAUAAUUGAACAGGUAAAGAGGUAUGCUUAGAUAACCUAUGCAGGAAAAUAUACAUAAUUUUACAUAGAAUUAGGCAUAAUGAUUAUGGCUCUAGAUUGCAGGAAAAAUAUGUUUCAGGUGUUUGCAAAAUUCUCCAUCAUUACGUACUUUGUGCCCCCUUUAAAAUAAUAGGUGCAUGACAUCCCUGCCUGAAGUGAUUUAAAAAUAAAGACAUCCUUAGAAAAGGAUGCUGGCAGUAGACAUAAAUAACAAACUGAAAGGAAUAAGAUACUGUGAUAUUGUGUAAAAUAAAAAAUACAAAUCUUUCAAGCUUUUGGUGAGAUGGAUUUCUGGCCUGCCUGGUGACAUCAACAGGAGGUAAAUUAGACCAAUAAGAAAGAGAGUUCCAAACCUCUCUGCCAAUAACAGCUAGUUUUCACUUUUCCCCUCCCCACUCAGACCACUCCCAGACAGUCCUAGCUAAAUUUUUAAUUGAAAACAAUCACAUUAAGGUACUUAAUUGUUACUCAGAAAUUAUAUGAUACUAGGAUCAAAACAGCUGUGUUAGACCUUUAAAGGGAUACUUCAGGAUUUUGGCAAUUUUUAUGUCUCUGUCCAGUAUAAGGGAAGUUAGAGGUAGUUUUGUGAGACAAUGCUAACUAGCGAAGCGCAGUGACUGGAAGUCUAUGUACCCAUAGACUUUAGCAAUUGCACUAGCGCUAGUUAGCAACUUCCUUCAAACUGCACACAGGGACAUAACAAUGGUAUCCACAAAUUCAUCUGACUCUGAGGAAGUAGAGGGGCCUCAUUGCUAAAAUCCUGAAGUAUCUCUUUAAGACAGGUUAAGCAACCCAAGCCGGGUUAAACCAGACUGAGCUCUUCCGUCAGUCUGAUUUACCAGGCAGAAGUGACCAUAUCACACCAAAUGAUGAUGCAUUUAUGUCGUCAGCACCACUGAUAAUGUACCUAGCCACACACGUAAUCAUGCAUACUAGUAGGCUAUACAGCCCCACAGUGGAGGUGUCAUAAUACCCAUAAAACCUAGCGGUGAAACAGGGAAAUGAUUCUAAGAAUUUUUCCACCAUUCAUUUUUCCCAUAUGGAAUUUUAGAAACACUUAAAAUAAGGGCUGUGUUUCGUGUAGGCUUACCCUGGCGUGAAGUUUUGAUAACCAUGUAAAUCUCUCUCGGACAAGGUGACUUUUAUCAAUAUAUUCGGCUCUAUUUACUAUCAGAAUCGAAAAUGCUAAUUAGCAUCAAAGUAGACAUCAUGCAAGACUACAAAUCCCUGCAAGCUCCUGCACGUCAUCUCUAGCUGACACCUUUGCCUUCAGGUAUUGUGUCAGUAUAAAACUUGCACAAGACAGUUCCCAGAAUUGUCAAUUUAAAGAAAUGUAGCCAAUGUAUUCAUUACUAAAUGUAGCUAACAUUAGAUAGUUAAUCCAGAGAUUCUUACCUUUGCCUCGAUUCUUCAGUCUUGUCCAGAUCAUCAUGACAUUUGUAGUUCUUUAUGAUAGCCACAUUAGCAGCUAAUUAGCCUUUCAUUUUGAAGGGGGUAAAUACAGGCCUUGUCCUAGGAGAUUUACAUGGUUGUCAAAAUGUCACCCCAGGUUAAGCCUACACAAAAUACAGCCCUUAUUUGAAGUGUUUCUAAAAUACCCUAUGGGAAUGGUGGAAAUAUGAUUGGAACCAUUUCCUCAUACUGUGGUACUCUAUGGUACCACAGUAUGACAAAUAUGACAACCAACUCAUACCUCUGAUUAUGUGCAUAAAACUUCCAUGAGAGUCAACUGUGUAUCAAUCAUCUUGUUUAAUUUUGUUGGGAAAUAAACAGCAUCCUUCUUUCAAUAGCAUCUUU